This is a messenger RNA of Boleophthalmus pectinirostris (great blue-spotted mudskipper), 1298 nucleotides long. RefSeq names its product jun dimerization protein 2-like. Gene Ontology annotation, cellular component: nucleus. Gene Ontology annotation, molecular function: DNA-binding transcription factor activity, RNA polymerase II-specific; RNA polymerase II cis-regulatory region sequence-specific DNA binding. Gene Ontology annotation, biological process: regulation of transcription by RNA polymerase II. The coding region runs from base 96 to 692 and encodes 198 amino acids. The transcript has 4 exons. The record is from RefSeq and is a predicted model, not a curated record. Lineage: Eukaryota; Metazoa; Chordata; Actinopteri; Gobiiformes; Gobiidae.
CACUUUUUACAUCCCUGCUUACGUUUGGCUGGCAUAGCCUAAUUUCCGCAUUCCCAAAUCCUCCCAGAUUUGGAGCACAUUUAAAAAUCGAGCUGAUGCAACGAUUUCCACUUUUUAAAAUCUACUCUCGACCCUCAGCUGACCAGAAGAAAGGACAUUUGUUGCACCUGGGAUCAAAGUCAGCUGUGGUCACACCUCAGUCUGACACAAUGCCAGGACAAAUCCCAGAUCCUUCUGUGACAGCAGGCUCUUUGCCCAGCCUCGGCCCACUGGCCGGGAUCUCAGCCACCACACUGACAGACAAGCUCAAGUAUGGUGACCUCCAGGAGUUUGGGACUUUUUUUUCUCCUCUGCACAUCCUGGGCAGCCUUGGAAAGAGACCUCUAGUCAUCAAAUCAGAAAGAGAUGAGGAAGAAGAACGAAGGAAAAGGCGGCGAGAAAAAAACAAAGUAGCAGCUGCUCGGUGUCGAAACAAAAAGAAGGAAAGAACAGAUUAUCUACAAAAAGAAUCCGAGAGGCUGGAGAUGCUAAAUUCUGAAUUGAAAGCCCAGAUUGAGGAGUUGAAACUGGAACGACAGCAGCUGAUUCUAAUGCUGAACCGCCACCGUCCAACAUGUAUAGUGAGGACAGACAGUGUGAAAACUCCAGAGAGCGAGGUGAACCCUAUACUGAACCAGUUGGAGGCCAAGUGAACAUUUACAGAGGGAAGGAAAAGCCAACCACCAGCAAUUAGCUUUGAGCUGUAUAAGAACUACACAAGCACUUAUAAAUGGAUCCAAAGAGUUUAUACUGACUGACUGGACAAAUGUAAACUUUCUGUAAUCGGUCUUGAUACUGAGUGGGUAAGUGGUAUAAGGACAAAACAAACUGGGCCGUACUUUUAAAAAUACGUUGUUUACUUUGAUAACUAAUUGAUGCAGAAUACCUUGCAAAGAUACUUUGGCAUCUCUUCAAUCUUGCACUUGAGAGUAAUUCAACUUAAGCUAGUUUGUUAAAAAAAAAAAAAAAAUUAAGGAAGAAAUGUUAUUACAUUUGUAAAAGCACACUUACUCAUGUAGUCAGAGAGAUCUGAAUAUUUGGUGACUACACUCAUACCAUUUCUGUUGUUUGGCGCAGGCGUCACAUAUGCACAUAUCUAUAUGUAUAUAUAUAUAUAUAUAUAUAUAUGUAAAUGUUUACAAAUAUACAGUUUGUUUUUGUUAUACAAUUUAUAUUGUUAGUUAUGUUUUUUAUACUUUUGUAUAUGGCUUCACCAGCAUCAAGCCAUCAAAUAAAUAUUUUGUAUCUCCCUCUCCUAA